UGUGAUUCUUCCAACCACGAUCCAAGUUCUCACCGCCGGCGCCUGCUCUCUCCGCCACCGCCACCGCCACCGCCACUACCGGCGCCUCUUGUGCAGAUUGUUCCAGCGGCGAUGUCGAAGCUGUUCUCCAAGUUCUUGGGCGUUUUCCGCUAUCGCAACCUUGUUGGUGUGGACAAGGCUGGAAAUCGCUACUUCACUCGAACGGAAAAGUUGGACGGAGUCGUGAAGGAAAAAAGAUGGGUGAUAUUCAAAGGCGAGGAGGACCCCACAUCAAUUCCAGUUGAGUGGAUAUGCUGGCUAAAUGGGCAAAGGAAGAAAGCUCCAACUCCACAGGAAAUGAUUGAGCUGGAGGCCAGGCGUGAGCGAGUUAAACUGAACGCUGCAUUGCUGAAAAAGGAAGAGGAGAUGAAGUCCACUUCUAGCAGGCCAAAGCCCCAGAGCAUUGGCAAAGUUGAGUCUCCAGAUCUUGAAAGUUUUAUUCAGCAGUUUCGAAGAGGUUCCAUUGAUCACAACAAAGGUAUGGCACAUGAUGAUGUGGCUGACAUAGUUGAUGGUAACAAAGAUGACAAAGACAAAGAAAGGUCUUCAGAGCCAACUGGAUCCGGUGAAUCUUUUAAACCGGGAACUUGGCAACCACCAAUGUAGUAGUAGUAGUUCAGGUGAUACCAAUUUGUAUUUUGAAAUAAAUUAAAUUCAGUAAGAAUUACUGAGCUGCCAAUGGGAGAGAUUGAUGAUCAUGUCUUUGUUGUAUUAUUCUUUUCCCUAUUUUCCGUGUCAUUUAGAUGUCUUUUAGCAUACCAUAGUCACCUUGCAGCUUUUCAUCCGUUGGAGAUUCUCAGUUAGGAGAUUAGCUUCUACUGGUUAAAUUUUGAGAUUCAAAUCAAAAUGACAGGAUUAAUUGUCAAAAGGUUGAUGACUGUUGGUUUCUAAAUUGUGAAACCUUUCUUUAGUAUACAUUCGACAUUCUUUUAAAUCUUCGGCAACUGUAUAAUGAAAUGUGAUAACUCAUUCCGUUUUUUGGCAUU
Messenger RNA from Dioscorea cayenensis subsp. rotundata (Guinea yam), 1025 nucleotides. Its product is annotated as NADH dehydrogenase [ubiquinone] 1 alpha subcomplex assembly factor 2-like. Gene Ontology annotation, cellular component: membrane. The coding region runs from base 112 to 645 and encodes 177 amino acids. Lineage: Eukaryota; Viridiplantae; Streptophyta; Magnoliopsida; Dioscoreales; Dioscoreaceae. The transcript has 9 exons. Gene Ontology annotation, biological process: response to oxidative stress; mitochondrial respiratory chain complex I assembly. The record is from RefSeq and is a predicted model, not a curated record.